Molecule: messenger RNA, 1977 nt
Organism: Carassius auratus (goldfish)
Lineage: Eukaryota; Metazoa; Chordata; Actinopteri; Cypriniformes; Cyprinidae
Product: fatty acyl-CoA reductase 1-like
Exons: 10
Biological process (GO): long-chain fatty-acyl-CoA metabolic process
Cellular component (GO): peroxisome
Molecular function (GO): alcohol-forming very long-chain fatty acyl-CoA reductase (NADP+) activity
Source: RefSeq, a predicted model, not a curated record
UUGUCAUGUUUUGUGUUUGUCUGUGUGUGUGUGUCGCAGCUGUUCGACCGCGUGCGUGAAGAUAAUCCAGACUUUCAUCAGAAGAUCAUCCCCAUCAGCAGCGAGCUCACGCAGCCCGGCCUGGCCAUCAGUCCAGAGGAUGUACAAACACUCACUUCCUGUAUCAACAUCGUCUUCCACUGCGCCGCCACCAUCCGCUUCGACGAGCCCCUGAAGCAUGCGCUGCAGCUGAACGUCAUGGCCACGCAGCAGCUCCUCUCUCUGGCGCAGCAGAUGCAGCAGCUGCAGGCCUUCAUCCACAUCUCCACCGCCUACGCCAACUGCAACCGCAGACACAUCGACGAGGUCAUCUACCCUCUUCCAGUCGAGCCCAAGAAACUCAUCGACUCUCUGGAGUGGAUGGAUGACAGUAUGGUCCGUGACAUCACGCCGCAUCUGAUCGGUGACCGGCCGAACACUUACACCUACACCAAAGCGCUGGCCGAGUGUGUGGUGCAGCAGGAGAGCGGCAGACUCAACAUGGCCAUCAUACGGCCGUCCAUCGUGGGAGCCAGCUGGCAGGAGCCGUUCCCCGGUUGGAUAGACAACUUUAAUGGACCGAGUGGUGUUUUUAUUGCUGCUGGGAAGGGCAUCUUGCGCACCAUGAGAGCCAGUAAUGACGCGGUGGCCGAUCUGAUUCCUGUAGACGUGGUGAUAAACCUGACGCUGGCGGCCGGCUGGUACACCGCGGUGCACAGACCGAAAAGUGCACUCGUCUACAACUGCACAACCGGAGGCAUUAACCCUUUCCACUGGGGAGAGAUCGAGCAUCACGUGAUGUCCACGUUUAAGAGGAAUCCUCUGGAGCAGGCUUUCCGUCGGCCAAACGCCAACAUCACGUCCAGUUACCUGAUCUACCAGUACUGGAUCCUCGUCAGUCACAAGUUCCCCGCGCUCCUCUAUGACCUGUUCCUCCGACUGUCGGGACAGAAACCUCAAAUGAUGCGUAUCUUCAACCGUCUGCACAAAGCCAUCGGUCUGCUGGAGUACUUCAGCAGUCAGGACUGGGAGUGGAACUCAGACAACAUCAACAUGCUGAUGAACCAGCUGAGCGCCGAGGACAGGAGGACCUUCAACUUUGACGUCCGCCAGCUGAACUGGCCCGAGUACAUCGAGAACUACUGUAUCGGCACCAAGAAGUACGUUCUGAACGAGGACAUGUCGGACAUCCCGGCCGCCAGACAACACCUGAGGAAGCUGAGAAACAUCCGAUACACGUUCAACACGGUGCUGCUGGUCUUCAUCUGGCGCGUCUUCAUCGCUCGCUCUCAGAUGGCCAGGAACAUCUGGUACUUCGUCGUGAGCUUGUGUUACAAGUUCCUGUCCUACUUCAGGGCUUCCAGCACUCUGACCCAAUGACCGGAGCAACAGGAAGUGUGUGUCCCCGUCGUCCGAGCACUUCCUCCUCCAGAGGUGUCUUCAGCCAUCCUAGCUUUCCUCACCGGCCACUCGCUCCACCUGACUCCUCCAUCUGCUGAUUUUAAAGGUGUCCUCUUUUAUAACGACUGUCCUUAAUAACGAUUAUAUAUGCAACCACACUUUUUUUACUUUUAGUGUUUCUCCUUUACAUUCUCAUCACCAUCAAACAUCUGGAGAUGUUGCCUUUGUGUCUUCUGAUGAUUUGAGCCUUCUCUUCUACAGAAAGUGUUUAGGAGCAUCAGAUCUACCGCUCGAAGCUUUGCUGUUUGUGUCUUUUAACGGUUCGUUUGUGUCCUGUCUGUUUUAACACCACGUAAUCCAGCCGGCAAAAUCUCAGACCGUGUGGUACUAAAGCCUUCAAGAACAUAGUCUUACAUUUCCACUGCAUUUUUGGUUGGUGUUUUGUCUUUUUUUCUUAUUUUUUUUUUCAUUUGCUGCGUUCGGAGGGAAAGGCCAGUGAACUGCAACAGAUCUGAUGCAUUUAUAACAUCAGACAUUGUUUUUCCAUAAGAAUACAUC